This is a messenger RNA of Candidozyma duobushaemuli, 1386 nucleotides long. RefSeq lists its product as uncharacterized. The coding region runs from base 1 to 1386 and encodes 461 amino acids. The record is from RefSeq and is a predicted model, not a curated record. Gene Ontology annotation, biological process: tRNA processing. Lineage: Eukaryota; Fungi; Ascomycota; Pichiomycetes; Serinales; Metschnikowiaceae. The transcript has 2 exons. Gene Ontology annotation, molecular function: tRNA (uracil(54)-C5)-methyltransferase activity, S-adenosyl methionine-dependent.
AUGUCGCUCGAUAGUAUCAAAAUCCCCGAGCACCUCAUCCACAAGUAUUUAUUCAUGAAGAAUUACGAAGACGUUCACAUUGAUGGAGUGAAGGUCCUAGACGUCACCAACGAGGGAGAGGGUCUAGCCAUUAUACCGAGGCAAAGGUACGAUAGUGAUGCUUCUGAGAACGACUUCACGGUUGUUACAAUCCCAAAAACAGUUCCUGGAGAUAUUGUGACAGUUUCAUUAAGAAGGCACCACAUGUUUUUUGCAGAAGCCGAACUCAUACUGGUGUCGAGGAAAUCACGAAAGCAGAGCAGGAGGAAUGACAGGCUCGUUGUUUGUAAGCAUUUCAGCAAGUGCUCUGGUUGCCAACUUCAGAUGUUGAGCUACGAAGACCAGCUUCAGUUUAAGAAGGGAACCAUCGAGAAGGCCUACCGUUACUUCUUUCCACAGAUCUUCGAUAAUCCUCCUUCAAAUUUUGCAGAAGUCAUGCCCUCUCCCAUGCAAUUCGCCUACCGUACAAAGCUCACACCCCACGCCCAGAUACCCAAAGAUCUCAGAGCGGAUGAUCUACCACUUCCAGUUGGUUUUCUCGAUGUUAGAGCAAUGCAACCUGUUUUGGAUAUUGAUUCAUGCGCAAAGGUGCGUUUCAACGAAGACCUAGUGGAGCUCAUUGACGGUUCAAAGAAGAAGGUGGAUCCCACGUUCGUUCUUCGUCUGAGCAUCAGGAUUGACCACAACACGGGUGAAUUUGAGGAUGUCUGUCUCACUAAGAGAAAGAAUGUGGUCACUGAGAAAGUUGAUGAGUAUGUGUUUCAGUUGGAGGCCAACGAGUUUUUCCAAAACAACCGCAGCAUUCUUCCUAUUCUUCUCGACUACAUCAAAUGCAAUGUCAAGAACAUCGAUUAUAACUAUAUCGUUGAUGCGUACUGCGGAUGUGGUUUCCUUGGAAUAGGCCUCUCAUCAACGCUUCCAGAUGAAGGCAAACUCUUUGGUAUCGAAAUAGCACUGAAAGCCAUCAAGUACGCUGCUCAUAACGCCAAAAUCAACGGCUUGCACAUUCCAACUAAGGCUGUUUUCGUGGAAGGAAAUUCUGACGAAAUGUUCAAGAUGAAGGAAUUUGCUGAGUGUGGAGCAGUUGGCGAAGAGGCACUUGUGUUGAUGAACCCUUCUCGUAAGGGAUCAACUCCAGCAUUCAUGAAACAGCUUCUUGAAUUUCGGCCAAAGGCAAUUGUAUACAUCAGCUGCAACCCUUUCACCCAGGCCCGAGACUUGGCUGACUUUGAAGCGCUUCAACGUCGUUCUACCACUAAAUACCGCAUCAAAGCGCUUACUGGAUUCGACUUUUAUCCUCAAACCAAGCAUGUCGAAUCGGUUGCGAUUCUCGAACUUAUCGAGUAA